UAUUGAUGAGUAAUCUCUUAAGGAGCCAGCUGGAUUCGCAGUCGGCUGCAGCUGAGUCUCCUUCAAUCCAUCGUCACGAUCAUGGGUUCUUCAAAAGUGCCAGCCGCUCGUCGAACGCGAUCCAAGACGGGAUGUCGAACAUGCCGUGCGCGUCACCUCAAAUGCGACGAAACCCCCGUAGCCUGCCGAAACUGCUCGUCGACUGGUCGACGGUGCGAUGGCUACGAUGCCCAGAGGUUACCUCCGAAGCUCAAAGCGGCCCUAAAGCAGCCCGAGAAUCAGUAUCUCAGUCCCAGCAGCCUGGGCACCGGCCUGGAUUGGGCAAUGACGUCCGACGAGCGGCGCUGUCUCUCCUACUUCCAGUUCCACACCGUCCCCACGCUACUGGAGUUUUUCGAUUCGGCACUAUGGCAGAAGCUUGUCCUCGAGAUGAGCCGCUCUGAGCCGCCUGUUUACCACGCCAUUGUUGCCCUCAGCGCGAUCCACCAGAAUUCCGAAGAGAAUGGGAUGCCCCUAGCGACCCCGGCUCCAAGCGCCGUAAACCCCUGGCACCAAUUCGCAGAGGAUCAGUUAGCUCGCUCAAUUAAGCUCAUCAACCAACGACGAACCUCGCAGGAUCCCCGCCUCCGAGAAGUCAUACUCGUGUGUUGUCUGCUCUUUGUUCUCGCUGAUCUGCUGCGCGGAUUCUACGAAAAUGCCUUUCUACAUCUGCAAAGCGGCCUCCGCAUCCUCAGAGACCUCCAGCUGACCGGGCCGGUAGCGAAUCCCACUUCCCGGCAAAGUCUAGUCGAGCAAUGCAUCGUCGCGGCCUUUGCUCACCUCGACAUCCUCGCCGCGCACUACGACCGCGUCUUCCCCAUCCUCCGCGCCCACGGUCAGCAUAUUGCGCACCCCCCCGCCGCCCCUACGCCAUUCCACACCCUCCCCGAAGCCCGCAUCGCAUUCGACUCCCUCCUCAGCGCAGCCUACGAAUUCAGUGCCCCCUGCAUGGGCAUGACCGAAGAACAGGUCGUGGCGAGCUACUCCGUCCUCCAAGCGCAGCAGCACGAGGUCUGGUGGCAGAUGAACCAAUUCACCCACUCCUUCCGCCCAUUCUACACAACCACCUACCACAAGCUCUCUCCGAAGGAGCAGCGCGGCGCAGAUAUCAUCAACCUGAACCUCAUCAGCCUCCCCGUGUGCCUGCAGACCUGCCUUUUAGGAAAGAAUUACGCGGCCAUGGCACACUACACCAGUGAGUUGGAGACGGUGUGCAGAUUGACGGAAGAGAUCAUGAGCAAGUUCCCGGAACGCCCAUCCUUCACCCUCGAAGCGGGCGUUCUCCCGCCCCUGUAUCUCUCUGCUAUCCUGUGUGUCGAGUACGGCGUCCGUUGGCGCGCCAUCGAGCUCCUCCGGUCCUGGCCACAUCGCGAGGGCCCCUUUGAUUCAAACUGGCUCGCGUCGCUGGCGGAAGAGGCGCUCCGGCUUGAUUUGCACGAGCGGUGUACGGCGGAGCCGGGAUUCGCGGAGAUGAGUUUCGUCGUCAACGGGGUUGGGGGACAGGUGACGGCGAGCGCGAUGCUACAGAAGCUCACGAGGAUACGAAGGCAGAAGAUUGACAUGAUGCUGCGAACCAAACGGUUGGAAAGUGCAACGCUGGACGAUCAGUGGGAUCCGCUCAAUGCGGUGGGGCCGGUCAAGGGGAUGGCGAGUUGGUCGUGCAUCAGGGCUUUCCGGGCCAGGAUGUCUAUUCCGCAUGCGUAGAGGCAUUGGGGUUCCGUUUGGCGUAGGGAAUCGAAACCGUACUCGUGAGACUGUACAUAGUUUGGUUAUAUUGAUCAAGGCGAGCGGCAUGGCAUAGCGCAUUUUAUCAGAUCUUACAGCAAAUAUCACCGUAUUUCUUAACACAUGACAUCGGGCUGAUACACCAAGGCAAAUACACAGGGACUGUUCCGUUCAUACCUUCGCGCCAGCCUAAAAAGUAUGCCCACUUGAACUCCCCAUGGACACCAUCGGGGGAUCAUUCAGGAGUACAAGUGUAUUGCGUUGGCGGAUAAGGACGGGGAGUUUUAUCUAAAGGAGGGGGCAGCCAGUGUAGACCUUAUUUUUGAUAGGUGGUAUUAUUGAUUUGGUAUAGGUGCACUUUAAUUUCUCAUGUAUGCAAGGGAAAUGGACGCUAUUGUUGGUGGUGGGUUAAAUAGGGACAGAUGGGUGGUUGAGGUAUAUCUUUCUCUUCUCUAUCUUCUAUUGCUUGCAGAGCAUAGCAUUCUUCCUGACCUCAGCCGUGAGGAUCCCGAUAAGGAGCAAGGAAUUUCUCCCACGUCGCCUCCCACGCCUGAGCCCGUCCCUCGUCAUAGAAAAAGGAGCGAAGCACC
This is a messenger RNA of Aspergillus calidoustus, 2354 nucleotides long. The record is from the annotation of a GenBank genome assembly. Lineage: Eukaryota; Fungi; Ascomycota; Eurotiomycetes; Eurotiales; Aspergillaceae.